ACUCUGGGCAGGAUCCAACGUCGCUCCAGCUGCUCUUGACGACUCCACAGAUACCCCGAAGCCAUGGCAAGCAAGGGCUUGCAGGACCUGAAGCAACAGGUGGAGGGGACCGCCCAGGAAGCCGUGUCAGCGGCCGGAGCGGCAGCUCAGCAAGUGGUGGACCAGGCCACAGAGGCGGGGCAGAAAGCCAUGGACCAGCUGGCCAAGACCACCCAGGAAACCAUCGACAAGACUGCUAACCAGGCCUCUGACACCUUCUCUGGGAUUGGGAAAAAAUUCGGCCUCCUGAAAUGACAGCAGGGAGACUUGGGUCGGCCUCCUGAAAUGACAGCAGGGAGACUUGGGUGACCCCCCUUCCAGGCGCCAUCUAGCACAGCCUGGCCCUGAUCUCCGGGCAGCCACCACCUCCUCGGUCUGCCCCCUCAUUAAAAUUCACGUUCCCACCCUGUGUCCACUUCAUGAUUCCUCGCAAGCUGGGCCCAGUCCUCUCAUCCCAAGAGCAGAGCCACCGUAGCCGGAGUCCUAGCCUCCCAAAUUCGGAAAUCCAAUCCAACGGUCUCAGGAAUGUUUUCCAUCCCGCCACGCGCCUCCCGAAGCUCCCAGACCGGAGGCUCAGCCCCCAUCUCG
Messenger RNA from Homo sapiens (human), 627 nucleotides. It is a transcript of the gene ADIRF, whose product is annotated as adipogenesis regulatory factor. The record is from RefSeq and is marked validated. Bases 64 to 294 code for a protein of 76 amino acids. Gene Ontology annotation, biological process: positive regulation of fat cell differentiation. Lineage: Eukaryota; Metazoa; Chordata; Mammalia; Primates; Hominidae. Gene Ontology annotation, cellular component: nucleus. The transcript has 3 exons.